Linum tenue is the source of this 2701-nucleotide messenger RNA. The record is from the annotation of a GenBank genome assembly. NCBI's taxonomy places the organism in Eukaryota, Viridiplantae, Streptophyta, Magnoliopsida, Malpighiales, Linaceae.
UCACCCAUCUGCUCAAUGCUUCUCUCUGACAUUUUCGGUGAAAAGAAUGCUUCUUUUCUUUUUUACAUACUGUUAAUCCUUAAUUCUGCUCCAUAUAAGUGAACUGCGACCUUGGUGUGUGUGUGUGUCUGUUUUUUUUUUUUUGGGUAGAAAACCUUGGUGUGUUUGAUUGUCUGAAUUAUGUGGAAAAAGGGUUUCCUUGGGUUUUUGAUGGGAUCCUCACUUCCAUUAACUUUUUCCCUCCAGGAGCAGGCGGCUUUUAUGGGAUCCCAGGCGUCAGAUGAUAGACCAGUUACGCUUCUGGACAGUGUGUAACUGUUAGUUAGUUAGUUAGUUGCUCUCAAUGAAGUUGACGUGCUUGAGCAGCGGUAGCGGCUACCAGUUCCCUCCUUGUCACAUCCUAGAAGAUGUGUGUGGGUUUAGGAUAUUGCUGGACUGCCCACUUGACCUUUCUGCUCUCUCAGUCUUUUCCCCAGUUCCUCCUGAUAAUGACUUUGUAUCGGAUGGAAAAGCCUCUUAUAAUUCAGCCCGUGAUUGUUUCGCCAAGGAACAGGAGAUUCAGAAGAGGCAGAAAAUUGAAACACCACUUCAUGCGAAAGACUUAAUUCAUGAUGAACUUUGGUACAAAACAGUAAAGAAUUUGCACCUCUGGGACCCUUCUUCGAUUGAUGUUGUGCUGAUAUCAAGUGUCAUGGGAAUGCUUGGAUUACCAUUUCUUACUCGCGCUGAAGGUUUCUCGGCGAAGAUUUAUGUGACUGAUGCAGCAGCAAGGCUGGCGCGGCUUAUGAUGGAGGAUCUUAUCGCUAUGAAUAUGGAAUAUCAGUACUUUUAUGGUCCCAGGGAGUCUGGUGGUCCUCAUUGGAUGAGGUGGGAAGAGCUUGAGUUGCUCCGGCCUGAAUUGAAGAAGGUAGUGGUUGGCAAGGAUGGGACUGAGCUGGGUGGGUGGUUGCCACUUUACAGUUCAGCAGAUGUGAUGGAUUGUAUGCGGAAGGUCCAAACACUUAAAUAUGCAGAAACAGCAUGUUACAACGGAACCUUGGUCUUACAACCAUUCAGCUCAGGUUCAGAGAUAGGAUCUUGUAAUUGGACAAUUGAUGGUCCCAAAAGAAACAUCACCUGGCUUUCCUGCUCAAUAUUUGCUUCUGCACAUGCGAUGAACUUUGAUUAUGGUGCAUUGAGGGGACGAGAUCUGGUGUUAUAUUCAGAUAAGCAGUUCCUGCCUUUAAUGGACGAAGUUCAAAGCAAUGAUGCUUCUUCAACCAUUCCAUCUAAUGAUUUAUCAAGUCUAAGGUGCUGCAGUGCUGAUAAAGAUGAUUGGAAAAAAUUGACUGAGAGCUUACUGAGUACUGACGAGAUUUUAGAAAAAGAGAAAAUGGAUUUUAUUUGCUCAUGCAUUCUCCAGUCUGUUCAAGCUGGUGGUUCAGUCGUUAUACCUUGCAAUCGCCUUGGAAUUCUUCUGCAGCUAUUGGAAAUGAUACCGGUCCUCCUUGAGUCGUUGGCAGCAGAUAUGUUUUCUGGUGAGCCAAUGUUCUCCCAUGUCGACUUUGUGAAUAAAAGGAAGCUUCAUGUAUUUUCAGCUAUUCACUCACCUGAACUACUAACCACUUGGCAGGAACCCUGCAUCAUAUUUGCUCCACAUUGGAGUUUAAGACUUGGUCCUGUUGUUCAUUUGCUUCGGCGUUGGAGUGGUGAUGAGAACUCUCUACUCAUCUUGGAGGAUGGGGUUGAUCCUGAUAUUGCCCUUCUCCCUUUCAAACCGCUGGAAAUGAAGGUUCUUCAGUGCUCAUUUCUUCCAGAGAGAAGGCUACCAAAAGUUGACUGUAUGCUGAAGUUACUGCAGCCAAAGAUUUUGGUGCUCCCUGACGAUUUGAAGGAGAAACUGGAUUUCUCAAAUCCCAGUUUGGACUCAUUCUCGGUCCUCUACUACACAGAAGGCGAAACAUUAUCUUUACCAAGCUCCCCUGAAGGAACCCUGGACCUGGAAAUUGCAUCUGUUUUGGCCGAGAGAUUUGCUUGGCAAAACUUGGGAAGGCAGGAUGUAAUGUACACACGAUUGGAAGGAGAGCUAGUUAUGGAGCAAGGCAAAUUUCGGUUAUUACCUGGAAAUCACAAGUGCAGAUUCACACCCAUCAAAAAACAAGGAAAUGAAAUCGGAUGCAGGUUAGUCCCAGACAACACAAGGCUCUCGAACCAUUUUCGUCCAAAGGUCAUUCAUGGAUCCAAAGAAUGAAUUUGGCCACUGUGCAUACAGACCUUGAUGCAAGCACUGCAACCAUGCUAAUCUUAAUUGACAUGGAACAAAAUAUUGGAGCAAAUGUAAUAGUGAUAGCAAGUUCCAACUGUCAUCCGUAGGCUUCUAUAUUAUACUCGACUUUGUCAAAAUUUCCAGCCUACCAAACGUGAUGGAGUUGAUAUUGGCUGGCAAGAUGCUUUUCCAGAAACUCUUGUUUUCUUUAUUUCAUUUGUUGACUACUGAGUGACAGACAGAGACAGAGAGAUAUAUACAAUAUAGAUAGAGAGGUAUAUAGCUCACAGAUGGUCUUUCUUUUUCCUUCUUUCUAUUUAACAUAACCGGGCAACUCUGCUCAAACAUUCCUACAAUAUAAUCAUCAACAUCCACCCCACAUAACCAAAAGCCUUCUUCGAUCCCUAGUUGAAAAAAUGGAAACCAGAUUAAACACAAAAAAACACCAAGACCAAA